Molecule: messenger RNA, 3142 nt
Organism: Coregonus clupeaformis (lake whitefish)
Lineage: Eukaryota; Metazoa; Chordata; Actinopteri; Salmoniformes; Salmonidae
Product: cadherin-like protein 26
Exons: 19
Coding region: 35-2590 (851 amino acids)
Biological process (GO): homophilic cell-cell adhesion; cell morphogenesis; calcium-dependent cell-cell adhesion
Cellular component (GO): plasma membrane; catenin complex; adherens junction
Molecular function (GO): calcium ion binding; cadherin binding
Source: RefSeq, a predicted model, not a curated record
UUCAUCCAGAGGAUAUCAAGCAGAAAGGUCCAAAAUGGGGAGGUUGUCCUUGCUUCAGCUGAUAGUCUCCAUCAUGGUUGCAUUAGCACUGGCACAGGAUACUGGCAACUAUACAAUGAACAAGCGGGAAAAGAGGGAGCUGCUGGUGCGUUCCAAAAGAAGGUGGGUCCUGUCCACCAUUGAGUUAGUGGAGGAGGACCCUGGACCUUAUCCCAAAAUAGCCACACAGAUGUUCAAUGAUAGAACACCAAUGAUCAGAAACCACCAGUUCCGUAUAAGUGGAACCGGAGUGACCGAGGAACCGCUGGGCAUAUUCACCAUCGGCGAGACGGACGGAGUGGUUUACGUACACAAGCCCAUCGACAGGGAGACAUACCCCAUCUUUCACAUUAAGUUUGACAUCAUGGACAAGGAGACUGGUAAUCCCGUGGACACGACUCUGGGGUUCGACGUGGCGAUUAAGGACAUCAAUGACAACGCGCCUUACUUUGAGAACCCUGUCAAGAAAGCCAGUGUGAAAGAAAGUUUACAAGAGGGGUAUCUGCCAGUGCCUCUGAUAGCCAUUGACAGGGAUGAGGCGAACACAGAGAACUCCACCAUCAGUAUAAGGGUGUUGUCUCAGGAGCCAGCUGAGCCCAAGAUCAACCUGAAGCAGGUGGAGGGCACCAAGAUGAGCCAGCUCACCUUCACCGGCUGCUUCGACUAUGACAAAGUAAAGACGUAUAUAGUGGUUGUUGAAGCUAAGGAUCAUGGGAAACCAGCCCUGUCCUCAACUGCAGUGGUCAACCUCCAAAUAAUGGAUUCCAACACUCACCAGCCAGUGUUCAAAAACAAGACCUACAAUGCUCAGAUAAUGGAGAUGGAAUCCAAUAAGGAGAUCCUCCGAGUGGCUGUGACUGAUGAAGACACCCCCAACACCCCCGCAUGGCGGGCUGUAUACUCCAUUGUGAAGGGGAACGAGGAAGGGAACUAUAAGAUUGAGACCGACCCCAAGACCAACGAGGGUAUACUGACUGUCAUCAAGGGGAAGGAUUUUGAGAAGACGACGUUGACCAACAUAGAGAUUGCCGUGGAGAACGAGGAGCCUCUGUUUGUGUGUGGCUCGGGAAGGGCCAACUCCCCUAAAACCCUGACCGCGCUCCCCCAGAAAGCGAACGUGGCGGUGAAGGUGAUUGACGUGAACGACCCCCCGGAGUUUGACAAAAAGGUGACUGACGUGUACAUGAUGGAAGAGGAGGAGACAGGAAAGGUGCUGUACAAGCCCAAAGUCACCGAUGUUGACUCAGAUGUGGGAAAAAUCAGGUAUGAGUUAGUUGAGGACCCAGCAGGCUGGGUCACUAUAGAUAACAAGACAGGAGUGGUUACUACAGUAAAGAAGAUGGACCGGGAGUCACUUCACGUCAACAAAGACAACAUUUACACUAUCAUAAUCCACGCCAUAGAUGACGGCCAGCCCCCUGCCACGGGUACAGGCACUAUUCUGGUUCACCUGGGGGAUCUCAAUGAUAACAUGCCCUCUGUGGUGGAGAAGGAGCUGGUCAUGUGUGGUAACAAAGUGAUUGUGCCGGUAGUAGACAAGGACAAACCUCCCUUUGGAUGCCCCUGUACCUUCUCCCUGGGAGACAAUGGAGACAAAACACUGAAGAGCCACUGGAAACUGGACCCUGCCAAUGGUAUGGAGGCGGGUCUGGUCAGUCUGAAGAGCCUGCCUUACGGUAACUACACAGUGCCUCUGGUGAUCCUCGACCAGCAAGGCCAGGUGGGAAAGGACAUUGUCCAGGUGAUGGUGUGUGACUGUUGGAAAGGAGACAAGUGUAGGGCCUCUCUGCCCCGGAGCUCCAGCAUGGGCCCUGCCGCUAUAGGACUACUGCUGGCUGGACUGCUGCUCCUCUUAUUGCUACUGCUUUUCCUCCUGCUGUGCGAGUGCGGUGGUAAGACGUUCACACACCUCCCCCUCAAUCUGCAAGACGAGGGCAACCAGACUCUCAUCAAAUACAACGAGGAGGCAGGGGGCAGCGCAUGUAAGGGUGAGCCCAUGUUGAUCCUGACCCCCACCACUCCUAACAGAGAAGUGGCAGAUGGAAUGAAGCAGGCCACCCCAGGCAUACCGUUUACUCAGAAGACCAACGAGAUGACGCAAGAGACCAAUGAGAUGUACAGAACCACAGGGAGGACCAUUGUGUCCUCCUCAGGAGAGGGAGGGUUCUCUGGAGGGGGAACAUUCCAGAGAAUGGGCGAGGCCAAUGGAACUCUGAAAAGCCAGGGUGGGCAGGGCAUGUACCAGACUACAAGCAGGAACAAUACCAUGAGGAGUAACUCUUCAAGGCAUUCCCGCUCCUUUGGCCUGCUGUCGAACCAGCACAUCUCAGAGCACAUAGACCGGAAGCUGCAUAUGAUUGGAGAAGAGGUGGACUACCAACCCUACGAGUAUGGCUACGAGGGGACAGGCAGCAAGUGCCAGUCGCUGGACGAGCUGUCGCUAAGCAACCUGGAUGACAACCUGGAGUUCCUGGGGGACCUGGGGUCAAAGUUCAACACCCUGGGGGGCAUCUGUCGGCAGGACAUGCAGGAGAGGAACAUCAGGCUGUAGGCACGCACAUGAACGCACGCACACGCACACACAUAAACACAAACACAAACACAAACACAAACACACACACACACACACAACUGGCUGGACUGGAGAUUGUUCUUACGUCUGUCAUCUAUGCCACACAUUUUUUUUUUUUUUAUUGGGGCUUGCUCGGACCUUGCGAAACUGAGCUACGACACUGAUAGGGUGAGGGUCAACAGUUGGAGAAGAGGACACCUAACAUUGUCCAUUGAGAUUUUGGAUCAUGCUUUGCGUUGUAUACAACAGAGGGACAGUUUCUUACCGGCCAAAACCGUGCUGGAUUGGCUUUUACCCACACAAGGAGGGACUGAGAGAGAUAUUUUUGAUAGUUUGGCUGUCUGAAGACACAAUGAAUAAUGACCUCACUGCGCUGAAUAAACCGCAUCAUGCUCGGAUGGCUUUAUGGAUUUCUGUUUUGACAGGGCCGGGUUGUGCUUGUAUGGUGAUUGUUUCGCAGUGGUGUAAAGUAAGUACUUAAGUAAAAAUACAUUAAAGUACUACUUAAGUAGUUUUGGGGGGUAACCUUAU